Molecule: messenger RNA, 5218 nt
Organism: Oncorhynchus gorbuscha (pink salmon)
Lineage: Eukaryota; Metazoa; Chordata; Actinopteri; Salmoniformes; Salmonidae
Product: N-alpha-acetyltransferase 25, NatB auxiliary subunit-like
Exons: 24
Coding region: 174-3014 (946 amino acids)
Biological process (GO): N-terminal peptidyl-methionine acetylation
Cellular component (GO): NatB complex; cytoplasm
Molecular function (GO): protein-N-terminal amino-acid acetyltransferase activity; protein binding
Source: RefSeq, a predicted model, not a curated record
UGUGGAUUAAUUUUUUGAGUAGAGAACAUACGAUUUUGUGUGACUAAAAAUGGGUAAAAAUUCUACAAAGAUCCAGAAAAAAGGACCUUGUGCAUUCCAGGUCGCAGUUCUAAAUGAGAGCCUGACAGCCUACCGGGUUAAAUAAAGACUACCUGGACAAUGGCAACAACAAGAUGGCGAUCCAGCAGGCUGACAAACUGCUGAAGAAACACAAGGACCUGCACUGUGCCAAGGUGUUGAAAGCCAUCGGUCUGCAGCGAACAGGAAAGCAGGAUGAAGCAUUUAGCCUGGCCCAGGAGGUGGCGACACUCGAACCCACCGACGAUAACUCAUUACAGGCUCUCACUAUACUGUACAGAGAGAUGCACCGCCCUGAGUUGGUGACUAAGCUGUAUGAAGCUGCGGUGAAGAAGGUUCCCCUCAGCGAGGAGUAUCACUCUCACCUGUUUAUGGCCUACGCCCGUGUUGGAGAGUACAAGAAGAUGCAGCAGGCGGGGAUGGCCUUGUAUAAGACCGUUCCUAAGAACCCCUACUACUUCUGGUCUGUCAUGAGUCUGGUCAUGCAGGCCAUCUCUGCGCAGGAUGAGAAGUUGGCCCAGACCAUGUUCCUGCCCCUGGCUGAACGCAUGGUAGAGAAGAUGGUGAAGGAGGAGAAGAUCGAGGCUGAGGCUGAGGUUCAACUGUACUUUAUGAUCCUGGAGCGGCUGGGGAAGUAUGUGGAGGCUCUGGACAUGGUCCGCGGUCCACUGGGAGAGAAGUUGACCAGUGAGUUGCAGAGCAGGGAGAAUAAGUGUAUGAUGAUGUACCAACGACUGCAGCUCUGGCCUGAAUGCAACGCUCUGUCCUACAAGCUACUGCUCAAAAAUCCUGAUGAUUGGCAGUUCUAUCUCUCCUACUUUGACUCUCUUUUCCAUCUCAUGGACAAGUCCUGGAGCCCACCUAAUGAGGAAGAGCACUGUGUGGAGGGUCCAGUGCAGACCACUGUGGCAGAGGCAGUGAAGUUUGUGGUGGACAGGAUGGAGGAGGAGGACAAGAAGGAUUCUCGUCCUCUCAGAGGUCCCUACAUGGCCUGCCUGGAACUCAUACACAGACUGAGACAGAGGGGCUGUCCUGAUGAGAAAGAGCUAGGAGAUCCGUUGGAGUUGAUGCUUCAGUUCUUUGGGAAGUUUGGAGACAAACCCUGCUGUAUUACAGACCUGAAGAUAUAUUUACACCUACUUCCCCCUGAGCAACACACACAGUUUAAAAACCGUCUGGGGGAGUUGGUUCCGUUGGGGGAGGUGGGUGAGGAUGGCUUUGGGUUUCCGGGGGAUACGAAGGCGUUGCAGAGACACCUGUGUGUGUGUCAGCUGAGCCGGGUGCUGGGACUGCAACACACUCUGGACACAGAGGGCAAACUAUGCCUCAUCACAGAACUCAAAGCCCACUACCACUAUGGACUACAGUUUGGGAAGUCUUGUCUGAAGACAGAGCUCCAGUUCUCUGAUACGUACUGUCUCAUGGUCGCUCACGUCUACAUCGACCUCUGGACAGAAACUGGCGAUGAGAACAUGCUGUGGCAGUGUCUAGGAGUAUUAGAGGAGGGUUUGUCCUACAGUCCCUCCAACGCUCAGUUCAAACUACUGCUGCUGCUUCUUUUCUGUCACCUCGGAGCCUUCCAGCCCGUAGUGGACCUCUACUCCAGUCUGGAUGCCAAGCACGUACAGCACGACACCAUAGGGUAUCUGUUAACUCGUUAUGCAGGGUCGUUGGGGCAGUUUGCUGCAGCCUCCCAGUCCUAUAACUUCUCCCUCAGGUUUUUCCACUCCAACCAGAAAGAUACCUCAGAGUACAUAAUCCAGGCCUAUAAGUAUGGAGCGUUUGAGAAAAUCCCAGAAUUCAUAGCAUUUAGAACCCGGCUCAACCAAUCUCUGCACUUUGCUCAGGUCCGCACCGAGAGGAUGUUACUGGACUUGUACACCGAGGCUGACAUCACAUCAAGUCUGGAGGAGAGUGUGAAGGCGAUGGGUCUGUGUCCUGAGGAGGAUGACAUUCCCUGGGACAACAUGAGGGACAACAGAGACCUGACGGUCCUCUUCAGCUGGGACCCCAAGGACCGGGAGCUGACUGAGGAGCAUCGUCGUCUGUCUCUAGAGGAGGAGUCUGUCUGGUUAAAGGUUCGCUCUCUCACGCUCCGCCUCCUCGCCUCAUUGGCUCUGCUCAGACACGCGCCCUCAUCACGGAACUCUGAUAAGACCAAUGAGAAUGGUGUAUCGGCCAAAAGCUCCACCCUCCAGACCCUCCUCUCCCAGCUAGACCUGACACUACAGACCGCAGCCCAGAUCACAGAGAAACAGACACAGUACCCGUUCCUGGGCCCUCCCUCCUCCCGCCUGGCCUCUGCUCUGUCUAGUGGCAGCUGUCACUGUCAGGCCUCUGCUCUGCAACUAUCACUGACUCUUCAGGAACUAGAGACCACUGGACUGGACGACUCGUCAGAACUCCAAACCCAGAUCUGUAACUCCUUCAAAUCAUUAAUAGUACAACUCCAAGAGCUGUUAUCCAGAUGUAAAGGAGAAGUGUUGCAGAUGAAAAACAGCAGAUUGAUGACCCAGCCCUCCCUGUUAGAAACACUGGUCUUCUUCGUCGAGACUGUGUGUGUGGUGCUGUGGGUGGCCAGUUACUCUGCCAGCGUCCUGCGACCUCUCAAGUCCAGCCUACAGAAGAAGAAGAAGAAGAAAAAGGACAGCAGCGCAGCCAUGCCAGUGGUGCUGAGUGGCUUCCAGGAGUGGACAGGCAACCUACAGGGCAUUGUGGCCCAGGCUCUAGAUCACGUGAAGGGGCAGGAGGCCAGCCUGACAGCCCUCAAACUAGCAGCACUCACCUUGGGGGUGGGACACGCACAGACACAGGAGGAGUGUGGAUUCACCAGAGCAGCCAUGGACAAGGUUCAGACUAGUUAUCUUGGUUCGCUGCAGGAGCUGGGAGAUCUACUGAGGAAGAGAGCUGAUUCGCUGAAGAGCCUCAAGUUCUGACCAGCAAUUACCAUCACCCUUCAAUCAAUAUUGUCAUACCUAAUUAUCACUAUUAUACUGGAUCACCUCAUCUAACUGCGCCCCCCCCCCCCCCCCCACACACACACACAGAGCCGUCUCCCCCUGCUCCUCUCAAAGGAGGUGUUGCCUGCUACCAACAGUCUUUCACUUCGCCUUCCCUCUCCUUUUCCACAUCUCCCUCACUCUGGGUGUCACUUUAUAUAACACAGGACUCCCACCAUCACUGCGCUCUCUCUCAGCAAGGAACUACAGAUAUUUCCGCUUUAUUAUAUGUGAUAAUGUCACAGAGAAGCUCCUCAAACAUACUAAAUAAGCAAUUUUAGAUCUACUCUAAUAAAUGAUUGUACAUAGUCCGCAGAUGACAGAUCAACUACCACAGCAACAACUCCUUGACUGAAAUAAGAACUAAGCAACAUUUUCCCCUUAGUUGUUUUUUCCCAGCCUCUGUUGCUUCCAUGGUGACAGAUGAGAAGAUCUGCUCCUGUUUUUCAUGUUGGUCUCCCGAGCCUGACCUGGCAGCCCACUGUUGUCAGUGACACUCUUCUGCUCGUAAGAACAAAUGGGGCAGAGAUGGUGCUUAGCUUACUGUAUGAAAACGAGGACAGCUGAACAAAGAGGGUUCUUGGUGUAUUGUACAAGGAAGGAAAGCUGAACGCGGCCCCAACUCUUGGCUUUUAGCCAGCAACCUGAGAAAUGAGUUGUCUGCACCCCUCUCCGGGCAACCAGUGACUUAAUCGGUCAGUUUAGAGCAGAUGAGUCUACUACAAGGUAGGAUCAAAGAGUUAGCCAGCUAACUUGCCUAAAUAUAUAUUUUUUUAAAGAUGAGCUUAGUCUAAUUGACUCAACCACAUAGAUGUUUAGCUUUCUUAAUGAACCUGGUUAUCAAAGUUAGCUGGCUAACUCAUUGCACCUCUGGUUGGUUUCCUCACCAGUUCAGGCCUUUCAAUCCCAAACUCCCCUUUAGUUUGCUUUGUUUGAAACCCUCUGUAGUUAUUGGAAUACCUGAAUCUGAAAAGUAAUGUAUUUGCAUUCUGUCGGUGGAAAGUAUAUGUAGCUUGCCUGGUUUAGUUAAAAAUGGACAAGUCAGUGGAUGGUUUGUUUUAACACUGUAGGAGAGAAACCAGACAAACCGAUAGUUAUGCAACCUGUUUAUUCAGAGGCGCUGGUGUUAAAUGCUGUGGAAACAGUUCUCUGACAAUGGCUGAAACCCAAAGUUAAGAUAUCUAAAUGUGAAGGAGACAACCAACGUGUCCGAUUUGCAAUGAAGAUGGGAAAUGUUUUUGAAAUAGUCCUUCAUUGUCUCUUCAGGGUGCAUCUCUCUGCAAUGAUCUCCCGCAAUUCAUUUCACUAACCAAAACUGUCAAUGGCCGUGUUCGAGAGCAUCAAAUAUGACUCAUUAUUAGAUCGGUCACAAUUUACCAAUGAUAUAUUGCGGUUUUGAUCUUCUCUAACAUAGCCGUUGUUUCUUAACAUUGCUCGUUUAUGGCAUUUCACCUAGCAUUGUGGAACGGUCUAAAAUGUGUUCUAAUCAAUGCAUUUCUAACUGGAGGCAAACUAAGGGCUCUAUUCAGUGUGAUUGACAUUAAGGCAAUGUUCGAGUUAGUGCAUUUCCACAUCUUUGGGGCGAGGGAGCAUGGACAUGGUUGGAUCAAAUUUGGGGAAAGCUGAAUUUUAUGCAAUUCUGUGAUCUCGCAACGCUAUUAACCAAUUAAAGCUCACUAUAACUUCCAGCCCCUAUUGGAUUGGCAGUUGAUACCUAGCAACCACAUGGGGGCGAAGCUAGAAUGCUAUCCAAAUUAUGUGGAAAUCUUUUAGGGGGAGACUGCAAAACAAAACGCAUGUUGGCUCAAUCUGUAACGCUACAGCGAUAUUGAAGAGACCUAAACUAGUAGACAUGUUUACAGCCGAGGGCACUGAGACUGACUAAUAUCCAUCUCUAUAUGCUUUGGUUUAUUUGAUCCUUUUUAAACAAGACGUGGACGAGAGGGCAGGGACGUUGAACAGUUUGAUCCUCCCACACGGACCCUCUCUAGAGGCUGUCAGUGGACUCAUUGAGGUGCUGAGAACGAAGUGGUCGACAAUCUGGAGUGCCAUCAAUUUAUACCCAUCCUGUCUCUUUUGCUAGAAAAUGGAAAACAAAAACACUGGAAUGUCAUAAAAUGAACAAAUCAGUUUGUCUUGAA